Messenger RNA from Penicillium angulare, 1674 nucleotides. RefSeq names its product putative general stress response phosphoprotein phosphatase Psr1/2 (gene psrA). The transcript is spliced from 5 exons. The record is from RefSeq and is a predicted model, not a curated record. Gene Ontology annotation, cellular component: plasma membrane. Lineage: Eukaryota; Fungi; Ascomycota; Eurotiomycetes; Eurotiales; Aspergillaceae. Bases 1 to 1674 code for a protein of 557 amino acids. Gene Ontology annotation, molecular function: phosphoprotein phosphatase activity.
AUGCGUGGAGCGAGCACGGGGCAAGAUCCCGAUCUUCAAGCUCCCCAGUCUGCGGGCACGGCGCCCAUGAAUUCAUCGGAGCGACUGGAGUCUUCUGGUCCGGAAUCAACCCCCGAUCAGAAGGCCUCCGAUGUUGCUGAAAACCAGCAAUCCAACCCAGGAACAUCCUCUCAACAGGCUUCCUCAUCAAUCGCAUCGGCCUCCGAUCCUCCCAAUGCGGAGGGGGCGGAUGCGCCUCGGAAACAUCAUCUGUUGAUUCCAAUUCCUUCGCGCCGCUCUUCCAAGACGGAAAAACAAUCAACAACGGAAAAGACCGAGGAACAAGCACAGGAGGAACCCGCCAGGCGAGGCUCGAAGGUUAGCAUCCUGAAAAUACACAGGGAGCGUAGUCGGGCAAGUAGUAGACGGUCGCGACGGACGCAGGAUGUGGCAAAUGCCGAGAAGUCUCAAGGAUCCGCCACCCCAACUACUCCCGAAAUGAAUGGCCCCCCGCAACCUCAAAAGAAGAGUAAAUUUUUGUCGUUCCUCAGUUGCUGCUCAUCUCCGGGGGUGGAUGGUGACGAUGACGCGGUUCCUGCAAAGAAAAGCGCCAAACAACAACCUGCUCCCAACCGACUGCCAACCCCCGACAAAGCGGAAGCCCGCACUGGUGACUCAAGCACGGCUGAGUCUAGAGAUCCGGCAUAUUUCGAUAAUGAAAAAGCAAACUUGACUGUGAGCGAUCAACCUAAAGAGGAAGGAGUUGCUACUUCUCAGCCUUCAGCCGAUGCGCCUGGUAAAGAAAUCCCCGCCGUGCUGAGCCAGCCUGAGGCCUCAAAACUUCCUACAAAGGAACAUGAGGACCAAUUCUCUUCUGAGAAACCAACCAUGGCGAACGGUGUCGUUUCUGAGCCAAAUGCUGAGGACCGUGCGCCUGAGGAUCAGACUCAAACUCGUUCUGUAGAAGAACCCCCAGCAGUUGAAUCCAUGUCUAAACAACCGAUAAAUGGUGAAAUCGAAGACCACUCACACGCAGAGGAGGUUGCUCAGCAGCCACCUCAGACUACUGUCAUCCUGCCUCCCCCACCCCCACCACCUGUCCCUCCCGAGGUUCCUUCAGCACCUGAGACGAAUGAGCAACAGUGGUUACUCCCACCGGCUGUGCCACACCUAUCAGGUCGCAAAUGUCUUGUUCUCGAUCUCGAUGAAACUCUAGUCCACAGUAGUUUCAAGGUUCUUGAACGUGCUGAUUUCACCAUCCCCGUUGAGAUUGAGGGUCAAUACCACAAUAUCUAUGUCAUCAAGCGACCGGGUGUUGAUCAGUUCAUGAAGCGAGUUGGUGAAUUGUAUGAAGUUGUGGUAUUCACCGCAUCUGUUUCUAAGUAUGGUGAUCCUUUACUUGAUCAACUUGAUAUCCAUAAUGUUGUCCAUCACCGUUUAUUCCGAGAGAGUUGCUAUAACCACCAAGGAAAUUACGUCAAGGAUCUCUCUCAAGUUGGCCGCGACCUCCGUGAAACAAUCAUCAUCGAUAACUCCCCUACUUCGUAUAUCUUCCACCCUCAACACGCGAUACCCAUCAGCAGCUGGUUCUCUGACGCACACGACAAUGAACUGCUGGACCUCAUUCCGGUUCUCGAGGAUCUUGCUGGGGCCCAAGUCCAAGAUGUCAGCAUGGUCCUGGACAUCACCCUGUAA